Cydia amplana is the source of this 1300-nucleotide messenger RNA. RefSeq names its product protein sprouty (gene sty). Gene Ontology annotation, biological process: negative regulation of Ras protein signal transduction; multicellular organism development; negative regulation of fibroblast growth factor receptor signaling pathway. Bases 282 to 905 code for a protein of 207 amino acids. The record is from RefSeq and is a predicted model, not a curated record. Gene Ontology annotation, cellular component: cytosol; membrane. Lineage: Eukaryota; Metazoa; Arthropoda; Insecta; Lepidoptera; Tortricidae. The transcript has 2 exons.
CGGCGCGGCCUCUCCCGCCGCGCCGCGCCCGCGCCCGACGCCAGUGCGGAAUGUGCCAGCGAACGGAACGGUCGUUUCGUCGGAGCGUAGCGCUAGCGCUCCCGGUUUUCCAUUAAAAUGUGUAUAAGAAUAAGUGCAGUGAACCCGCACGAGUUCGGAACGGUAACAAAAAACGCCGUCAUCGAGAUCAGGAGUAGAAAUCAACGAAGAACUUCACCGAGGAAGUGGGGACGAUGAGGGAACAGGAAGGCGACGGCCCGGAGAGCCGUUAGCCGGACUCGAUGGACGAGUAUGGCGGGCCGGCGGCGCCGCCCCGGCCGCCCAAGCCGGCGGCGCGCGUGCACCGGCCGCCGGGCGCGCGGCCCGCCGUGUCGCUGCUGCGGCCGCGGCCCGAGCUCGAGCGCGAGCGCAACGCCUACGUGGAGGCGCCGUGCCGCCCGCACCUGCCGCACCUGCCGCACGCCGCGCAGCCGCUCAAGCCGGUGACGGCGCAGCCCGCCGCCGUCGACAAGCGGCGCGCGCUCGCGCCCGACUCCAUCGUGUGCGAGCGCUGCGGCCGCUGCCGCUGCGAGCAGUGCGCGCGGCCGCGGCCGCUGCCGUCGCGCUGGCUGUGCGGCAGCUGCCUGUGCAGCGCCGAGGCGUGCGUGGACUACGCGUCGUGCAUGUGCUGCGUGAAGGCGCUGUUCUACCACUGCGGGAGCGGGGAGGACGAGGCGGGCUCGCCGUGCGCGUGCGGGCCGCGGCUGGCGUGCGUGGGGCUGCUGUCGCUGCCGCUGCCGUGCCUGUGGCUGUACUGGCCGCUGCGGGGGCUGGCGGCGGCGGGGGCGGCCGGCUACGCGCGCUGCCGCCGAGCGGGCUGCCGCUGCCCGGAGCCGCCGGUCCGGCCUCCCUCCAGUAUUAUCUAGUCCGCGCGCCGCCCGGCCGGCCGUGUACAAAUAUUUAUGACGCGCGGCCGGGGAGGACUCUAGUGCCUGUGUGUGUGCGCGGGGCGCGCCGGACGAGCGCCCCGCGGAGUGAAUCGUCUACGAGUACCUUGUAAAUAUAGUCGUAUAGUGUGAAUGUACGUGAACGUGUCGCCCGAACGCCGAAAGUCUCAAAUUUUCUUGAGACCGUGACGUGUCAUAAGAAAACGUUAACGUUAGUAUUUUGGAUUCGAGAUGAAUUCAGAGAAGAUUAAGAAAUGAGAUAUAAAACAUACUUAUUAAGAUGUAGAUAAUUUACCAUUUAUUUAUUAACUGAAUUUGUAUUUAUUUGUAAAUAAAACGACAACAUUAUAUUAUAAAUACGAAUGUUUACUACA